AUGGCGGAGCGUGCUUCUCACGGACUGGCUCCUCGAUUAGAUAUUCAGCAGUUACAUCGUGAAGCCCAGCAUCGGUGGUUACGUCCUGCAGAAAUAUUGGAAAUUCUUAGUAAUUUUAAGUUGUUUCAAAUCACGCCAGAACCGCCUAAUAGGCCACCGAGUGGAUCACUUUUUCUUUUUGAUCGGAAGGUUUUGAGAUAUUUCAGAAAGGAUGGACACAACUGGAGAAAGAAGAAAGAUGGAAAAACUGUGAGGGAAGCUCACGAAAAGUUGAAGGUGGGAAGUGUUGAUGUGUUACACUGCUACUAUGCCCAUGGAGAAGAGAAUGAAAAUUUUCAGAGGCGAAGCUAUUGGAUGCUUGAAACGGAUAUGAUGCAUAUAGUAUUUGUCCACUACUUGGAUGUUAAGAUUAACAAGACAAAUAUUGGUGCAAGUACAGAUACUAAUGGGGUUACAUCAGAUUCCUACAAGGGCAUAUCUGUGUCAUCUGGAUUUCCUGCAAAUUCUGUUAACAUGCCUUCAGGAAGUGCGGAUUCCAUGAGCCCAACAAGCACAUUAACUUCUUUAUGUGAAGAAGCAGAUUCAGAGGAUAUUCAUAAAGCAAGCCCGAGAUUUCACACCUUUCAUGAGUCGCAAAAUCUGGGGAAUGGUCCACUGAUGGGUAAGAUUGAUGCUCAUUCAAAUAAUUCAUAUCUUACACAUCCCUUUUCAGGACCUAAUUUCCUCCCACUUGUUCAAGGGGGUAAAUCCAAUCCCAGUGAUACUACAUACAUCGAGGGUCAGGGAGCACUCAACAUAGUAUCCUGGGACAAUGACAUGGAGAAAUCUGCAGGAUUGUAUGUUGAUCCUUCCCCUGUAUCGUCUAAUUCUAUUCCAUCAAGUUCAAUCAGCAACUUCCUUGAACAAGAACACGCUGUCUUUACUGAAGGAAGGGCCUCACAGUCUCUCCAAUCAAAUUGGCUGAUUCCUUUUGAAGACAAUACAGGAGAAUUUCCUAAAUGGAGCUUUACUCAAUCGUUGACUUCGGAAUUUGAAUCUGAUUAUUCCGCUGAACUACUGGGAAAAGAAACUAAUAAUGCAAGUCCAGAAAUUGGUUUGGACCCAUUUUAUUUUAAUUAUGAACCAAAAGAGCAGCCUGUGCAGCAAAACAUGUCAAAUGAGCAUGCACAAUCUCAGGAUGCACUGAAAUCUGAUUUUGAAACUCAUGGCGAACCCAAUGUCAACAAUGCAUUGAACAUGAAACGUGUUUUUAUGGAUGCAGAAGAAAGCCUGAGUAAGGUUGAUAGCUUCUCUAGGUGGAUGUCUACAGCAUUUGCAUCGGUGGAUGAUCUGCACAUGCAGUCUUCCCUUGGUAUUCCAUGGGGCACAGAUGAAUGUGGGAAUAUGAUAGAUGAUACCUCAUUGAACCUUUCCCUAUCUCAAGACCAGCUCUUUAGCAUACAUGAUUUUUCACCUAAAUGGGCUUAUGCUGAAUCAGAAAUUCAGGUGUUUAUUAUUGGAACAUUUUUGAAGAGUAAACCAAAUGUGGAAACAUGUAACUGGUCCUGUAUGUUUGGGGAAGUUGAAGUUCCAGCUACCGUUUUAGCUAAUGGAAUUCUAUGCUGUCAAGCUCCACCUCUUGAGAUUGGACUGGUCCCUUUCUACGUAACUUUUUCCAAUAGAUUUGCUUGUAGUGAAGUUCGGGAAUUUGAGUUCAGAGAGGACUCCAAUAGAAAUGUAGAUUUAACAGAAUUUUUUAACAGCUCUACUGAAAUGACGCUUCAUUUGCAACUGGAAGAGUUACUUACUUUGAAUUUAGUACAUCUUCCAGAUCAAGUUUUUGAGGAUGAUAUGGAGAAACGAAACUUGAUUCUUAAGCUUAUUUCACUGAAAGAGGAAGAGGAACAUUUGAGUAAUGAAGAGCCAACUGGAGAGAUGGAUAUAUCAAAAUACAUGUUGAAGAUGCAUACGUUUCACAGGCAGGUUAAGGAAAAGUUGUACUCAUGGCUUCUUCACAAAGUAACUGAAACUGGUAAAGGACCUCAUGUGAUUGGUAAAGAUGGGCAAGGUGUAUUACAUUUAGUUGCUGCUCUUGGUUAUGAUUGGGCCAUAUCACCAAUUGUAACUUCUGGAGUUAAUAUCAACUUCCGUGACGUGAAUGGAUGGACUGCUCUACACUGGGCUGCAUCAUGUGCCAGGGAACGAACAGUUGGUCUCCUUGUCUCCAUGGGUGCAGCUGCUGGAGCCUUGACAGAUCCAUGUCCAGCAUUCCCUUCAGGAAGAACACCUGCAGAUCUUGCUUCUAGCUGUGGCCACAAAGGAAUUUCAGGUUUUCUUGCCGAGUCAUUAUUAACUAGUCACCUUGAAUCACUCAGAGUGGCUGAUGCAAAUGAAGAUGGUACAAAAGAAAAAGUCGUACAGACGAUUUCAGAACGAAGUGCGACACGUGUGCUCUUGGAAGAUACACCAGAUGUUAUCUGCCUUAAGGAUUCUCUUGAUGCUGUCCGCAAUGCUACACAAGCUGCUGAUAGAAUACAUCAAGUAUAUAGAAUGCAAUCAUUUCAAAGAAAGCAGUUAGCUCAGUAUGACGAUGAUGAUGAGUUUGGAUUGUCAGAUCAGCAGGCUCUUUCUCUUUUAGCUUCUAAGGCUUGCAAAUCCACUCAUGGGAAAGGUUCAGCAAAUGCUGCUGCAGUACAAAUACAGAAAAAGUUUCGUGGCUGGACAAAGAGAAAAGAAUUCUUGUUCAUUCGUGAAAGAGUUGUUAAAAUCCAGGCCCACGUAAGAGGUCACCAGGUAAGAAAGAAGUUUAAAUCAAUCAUUUGGUCUGUGGGAAUCCUGGAGAAGGUUGUAUUACGGUGGAGGCGUAAGGGCAGUGGUUUACGUGGAUUUCGACCAUAUGCCGUAAAUAAUGUCCCCAACCAACCAAACAACGAUCUUGUGAAGGAGGAUGAUUAUGAUUUUUUCAAGGAAGGGAGGAAACAGAGUGAAGAAAGGUUCCAAAAGGCUCUUUCAAGGGUUCAGUCCAUGGUUCAGUAUCCAGAAGCUCGUGCUCAGUACAGACGACUGCUAAAUGUAGUAGAUGAUUUCCGUCACAAGCAGCCAUGUAAUUUGGGUUUGAAGAAUUCAGAAGAAGCCGUUAAUGGUGUGGAGGAUUUGAUUGAUAUUGACAUGCUUUUAGAUGAUGCUAAUUAUUUACCCAUAGAAUUGGAUUGA
Molecule: messenger RNA, 3192 nt
Organism: Vicia faba (fava bean)
Lineage: Eukaryota; Viridiplantae; Streptophyta; Magnoliopsida; Fabales; Fabaceae
Source: the annotation of a GenBank genome assembly